Molecule: messenger RNA, 558 nt
Organism: Rana temporaria (common frog)
Lineage: Eukaryota; Metazoa; Chordata; Amphibia; Anura; Ranidae
Product: voltage-gated hydrogen channel 1-like
Exons: 4
Coding region: 1-558 (185 amino acids)
Biological process (GO): proton transmembrane transport
Cellular component (GO): plasma membrane
Molecular function (GO): voltage-gated proton channel activity
Source: RefSeq, a predicted model, not a curated record
AUGGCGCAGGUCCCCGGCUAUAGCACCCGUCUGGCGGGCCUGUUCCCUCGGAUGUCUGAGUUUCACAGCGGGUUUAACAUUGAAGAUUGUGAAUUAGAUAUGGAGGCUGUGGAUGAUGUUGAGGAUGAGGACUCUGAGGAGCAGCCGGAGCAGCCAGAGCAGCCAGAGCCUCAUCAAUGCAGGUCAUCCUUCAAGGAUGGCCUGAAAUGGCUUUUUAGUUCACCCAAAUAUAACAUGUUAAUUCUGGCAUUGGUAUUGAUCGAUGUCGGAUUAGUAAUAGGGGAACUGAUUUUGGAGAAGAGACACCAUAACAUCAAACAGAUCUUUCACUAUUUUAGCAUGACAAUUAUGUCAUUGUUCAUAGUUGAACUGGCGUUUAAACUAUUGGCAUUCCAGCUGGUCCUUUUCUCGAAAUGGUAUGAACUAUUGGAUAUGGUUGUGGUGGGUUUAACGUUUGCGCUGGAUAUAAUACAUUUAACGAAAGAACCAACGCAUGAAGCUCAGCUGCUAAUAUUAUUCCGGCUAUGGAAUGUGGCAAGGAUUGUCAAUGGUAAAUAG